This is a messenger RNA of Nicrophorus vespilloides, 2004 nucleotides long. Its product is annotated as zinc finger protein 337-like. NCBI's taxonomy places the organism in Eukaryota, Metazoa, Arthropoda, Insecta, Coleoptera, Silphidae. The record is from RefSeq and is a predicted model, not a curated record. Bases 99 to 1973 code for a protein of 624 amino acids. The transcript has 11 exons.
AUUAAGUGUUUGUAAGCGUUUGUUUGUUAUUACUUAGAUUUAUUUAGCUGCAAAAAGUCGAUUAGAGAGUUACACAACCGAUGAAGAAGUGAUUGGUUAUGGACGUUACAAUACCAGAGGAUAUUUCUUAUCUAAAUUUUCUAAAUGAAAAGAACACGAGUUAUCUGCUUCAAAAUAAUGGGUUGGAAAUACAGGAGGUUGACUCGUUGACUGAUGAGCCUAUGCUCACUGAGUUCGAGGAUGGAAAUUCAGCAUGGACCAUAAACGGAGUUCCUGUUUAUUUGAACACGUUAGCAGAGGCAGAAGAUCAAGAAACAGAUGAAAACGUUCUGACUAAAACUGUGGAAAAUCCAGAGGAAACAACUGAAUAUCCUUUGGAUAUAUCCAAAGGCUUCUUGACUUCUUCCGGAUUAUUCUUAUCCAGUGAUGUGCUGCUGCAGCUGAACCUGCAGAACGAUCAGAUUAAAACCGAUGUUGUGACUCAGACCAAUGUGGCAAAGAGUGAGGAGGAGGUGAACUCUGAUGCGCUGAAAUCGAGCGUCGAUGAUCUGAUCGAGGUAGUCUCGAUGCACAGAUGCAAGCAUUGCUCGGCGUACUUCGAAAGUUACGAUGAUAUCGUGGAGCACGUGAAGAGCGUCUGCUUGGAGAAGGUGCAGAAGAUCAUACCGCCGAAAGUGCAGAGGAUGAGUUCCAUACUCAAAACAGCCGACAACAAGAACGCUGUGGUCAAGGAUAUUUAUCUGUGCGGGAUGUGCGAGGGCGUUGGAUAUGAAAGUAUUGAUAAUUUAAAGAAACACAUGUUAACUAAACACAAUUUGACUUAUAAGGGUGAACUUGAGGCCAAGACUAAUGCAGAGGAGAAGCCAAAGAGUACCAAUGGUUUGUUUCAAAGUAUCGUGAAUAAGCAGCAGUUGGAAGGGAAGAGAGUUAAGUGUCUUAUAAAAGGUUGUGAUUCGCGUUUUUCGAAACUCGAGUUGAUGAUGCGCCAUCACUCGUGUCACGUCGACGAAAACAAGAAGAAGUUCAAGUGUCCGGAAUGCGACCAAAUUUUCUUCGCUUGGAGGAUGUGCAGGGCUCAUCUGUGGAAGUGCCAUAAAGUCGAUAUAGGACUUUACACGUGCGCCGUCUGCAACGUCUUCAAAUCACAAUCUCCCCAUAGUUUAUUGGUGCAUAUGGCCAGUCACGACACGGAGAAACCAUUCCUUUGCUCGACUUGCGGCCACGGUUUCAAGCAAUUGGCGCAGCUCAGAAAUCACAAAGUUGCGGUGCACAAGGAAUCCAUUGAGAACGCUAAUUGGAUAGCCAAAGUCAGUUGCACGACUUGCGGUCGCAUUUUCUCAACUUCUAAGAAUCUCAAGAAGCACGUUCAGGCCGUUCACAACAAGUACAAGCCUUUCAUAUGCAACAUCUGUGGUCAUUCUUGCGCAAGAAAAGCAAUGCUUGAGUUGCAUCUCAGGCAGCACACUGGGGAAAAGCCUUACAAAUGUCAGAUCUGCGAUUACAAAACUGGGGAUCACAAUUCGCUGAGGAGACACGUCGGCCGGCAUUACGGGGUGCUGAAAUAUUCGUGUCCGCAUUGUAGUUAUCAAUGCAUGCAGUCGACUGCGUACAAGAUGCACAUCAAAAGGAAACAUCCGGGCAAAGGUGGAGUCUUCGCAUGUCUGGUUUGUUCUUACGAAACUGUCAACGAGCAGAUGUACAAUGAUCACGUCAGAGGACACGAGCUUGCUAACGUUCCCAUCAGUAAACUGCAAACGACAAGUGGAGCAAGUGAUGCACCAAUUGAAACUACUGUGGCUGAAUUGAAAGUGGUGCCGAGUGUUGAGGAUGAGGAGACGCAACCGGGAUUGUUCAGUUCGGAUAAUUUGGAGGAGUUGGCCGUGGAUACCGGUGGUAUAACGAUUCCAGCCGGCUCAGAAAUGCAGGUUAUGGUUCUUGUGCAAUUUCCCUUGGAUGCUUUGGAUUUGAAUUAAAAGAUGUUAUGAGAUAAUGUCGCCGAGGGUC